CGGCGUCAGGGUGCCCUGAGCUCCUGCCUUUCUCCUACAGAGAGGCUUUGAGAAGGCAGCAGUGGUUGGAUCUGCGUGGAACGUUUAGGUGGACCGGAGCAUGGACAAUAUCCAUGAUGGUGACGGGAGCUCCAGCAGCAGCCACCAAGGCCUCAAGAGCACGGCCAAGUGGGCAACCUCCUUGGAGAAUCUUCUGGAAGACCCAGAAGGCGUGAAGAGAUUCAGGGAAUUUUUGAAAAAGGAAUUCAGUGAAGAAAAUGUCUUGUUUUGGCUAGCGUGUGAAGAUUUCAAGAAAAUGGAGGACAAGAAUCAGAUGCAGGAGAAGGCCAAGGAGAUCUACAUGACCUUCCUGUCCAACAAGGCUUCUUCACAAGUCAACGUGGAGGGGCAGUCUCGGCUCAGUGAAAAGAUUCUGGAAGAACCACACCCUCUGAUGUUCCAGAAGCUCCAGGACCAGAUCUUCAAUCUCAUGAAGUAUGACAGCUACAGCCGCUUCUUGAAGUCUGACUUGUUUUUGAAACACAAGAGGACGGAGGAAGAGGAAGAAGAUCCUCCCGAUGCUCAAACCGCAGCUAAACGAGCUUCCAGAAUUUACAACACAUGAGCCCCGAGAGCCAGAAGAGCAGAGGGAUGGACUCUUGGAACUGUGCAGGGUUGUCAUCGCUUGUCGCGUUUGAGGACUGAAGUGUGCCAGACCUUCCCGUGGGAUAUGUGUAUUUUAUUACAUGUUUGACCAGUAACUUUUGCAUGAUGACUAAUCUUCCAUUAAAAACAAAGUAGCUUUGAAGUUUCAGUUCACAAAACAAACGAGAUUCCGCCAACACUGGACACUCAGAGCAUUUUAAUCCUAAUUAAAUUUCCUGUGAGGCCACAGGUGAAGCCUUUCACUACUUCUGCUUUGUGAGCCUUCAUCCUGCCUCUCUGGCCUGGGUUGUGUGCUCCACAGACUCUCUUGGCAAACGCAUGAGUGGUGGGCAUUGCUUGCUGAUUGCUUUGGGGUUAAAUAGUUCUUGAGAGAAGUUCAGAGAUAUCUAAAGCAAAUCUCCGACAGCUGCUAUGGAUUGAUUGACAGGAGUUGAGAGAUAGCAUUGGCAAAGGGGUGUUAUUUUCUCAUAUGAGGGUCCCUUGAUCCAUGACAUUUCACACAGCACACAUUUAAAGUUUAUUUUCACAGAAACACUGUCUCGGCCAAGGGAAAAAACAAAAGAAAAUUUGUUUAGAGGUGAUGGCUGCUCGUGGUAGCAUCCAGUGGGACCCCAGCCCAAGAUGUGCUGACCUGGGGUUGAUGGGAUGUUCCCCCUUUCCCUUUGACUACCUAGAGACAGAUCAACCCUGUACCUUCUUCUCAAAAUGUCUUUCUGCAUUUUCGAACUCUGGCUUUACGUUCCAGCAAGGGGAAAGAAGUGCUGUCUGCAUAUGUUCAAGUCCAAGGCCAGCCUGGUCUACAUAUGAAGCCUGCUGCAGCUGGGAGGAAAGGCUGGGGAUGACCAGGUACCCCUCUUUUACAGUGGAGCCCAGCAGGGCCCCAGAUCAGACUUAGCUUUCUUCAGCCAAUGUCCACACCUCUUGCGGGGGCAACACCGUUGCUAGACUGUCUCCAGCAUGCUUGCUAGCUCUCAUUGGUGCCCACAAUGAGCCUCUGCUGCUAUGGGCCUUCCAGAAUCAGGCUCUAUCGUUUGCAAAACCCCCUGCCGUUGAGAUGACUGUGCAACUUACCGCUUAAACCAGGACCCUUGAGAGACAAUGUGAGGUACAUUUUAAAAUAUGAUGGGCAGGCAUGUUGUAAUCCCAGCUCUUGGGAGGCAGAGGUGGGUUGAUCUCAGUGAGUUCAAGGUCAGCCUGGUCUACAUAUAAAGUUCAGGCCAGCCAGGGAUACAUAAUGAGAACUUGUCUCACCAGACAGUCAAGAGCUGGAGAGGUGGUUCAGUGGUUAAGAGCCCUUGCGGCUCUCCCAAAACACCUGGGGUCAGUUCCUAACAUCUGCAUGGUAGCCUACAACUAUUUCUAACUCCAGUUGCAAGGGAUCCAGUGCCCUCUUCUGGCCUCUGUGGGAACUGCAAGCGCAUGGUGCACAUAUAUCCAUGCAGGCAAAACACUCAU
This is a messenger RNA of Chionomys nivalis (European snow vole), 2100 nucleotides long. RefSeq names its product regulator of G protein signaling 10 (gene Rgs10). Gene Ontology annotation, molecular function: GTPase activator activity; G-protein alpha-subunit binding. NCBI's taxonomy places the organism in Eukaryota, Metazoa, Chordata, Mammalia, Rodentia, Cricetidae. The coding region runs from base 101 to 604 and encodes 167 amino acids. The transcript has 5 exons. The record is from RefSeq and is a predicted model, not a curated record. Gene Ontology annotation, biological process: regulation of G protein-coupled receptor signaling pathway.